Messenger RNA from Kogia breviceps (pygmy sperm whale), 2055 nucleotides. RefSeq names its product RNA binding motif protein X-linked 2 (gene RBMX2). The record is from RefSeq and is a predicted model, not a curated record. Gene Ontology annotation, molecular function: RNA binding. NCBI's taxonomy places the organism in Eukaryota, Metazoa, Chordata, Mammalia, Artiodactyla, Physeteridae. Gene Ontology annotation, cellular component: precatalytic spliceosome; catalytic step 2 spliceosome; U2 snRNP. Gene Ontology annotation, biological process: mRNA splicing, via spliceosome.
UCGUUUUCUAGCUUCUGAGCGUGAAGUCGGUUCCAAGCUUCUGAGCGUGAACCCGCAGAGAUGAACCCUUUAACUAAAGUUAAGCUGAUCAACGAGCUGAAUGAGCGUGAGGUCCAGCUGGGGGUAGCGGAGAAGGUGUCUUGGCACUCCGAGUACAAGGACAGCGCCUGGAUUUUCUUGGGAGGGCUUCCUUAUGAGCUGACUGAAGGAGACAUCAUCUGUGUGUUCUCACAAUAUGGCGAAAUUGUUAACAUUAAUCUGGUACGGGACAAGAAGACUGGGAAAUCCAAAGGAUUCUGUUUCCUCUGCUAUGAAGACCAGAGGAGCACAAUUCUGGCUGUUGACAAUUUUAAUGGGAUCAAGAUCAAAGGAAGAACUAUCCGAGUGGAUCAUGUGUCUAACUAUCGGGCUCCUAAGGACUCAGAAGAAAUGGAUGAUGUGACCAGAGAGCUGCAAGAGAGGGGCUGUGGGGCUCACACUCCCUCACUGAGUUCAUCUGAGGGCUCUGAAGAUGGCAAACCCACCAGAAAACACAAAAAUGAGAGAAAGGAAAAAAAGAAAAGAAAGAAAGACAAAGAGAAGACUGACCAGGAGAUACAGGCAGAGCAGCCAGCCUCCUCUUCAUCACCCAGAAGCAAGAUGAUAAAGGAAAAGGAUGACCCUGGCUCUAAGAAGCACAGUGGCAAGAACUCAGAGAGGGGUCAGAAGUCAGAGUCCAGGGAGGUGCGGAAGCCCCACCCCAGCUCCCCUGAGAUCAGGACGACCUGCCGUGGUGGAACAGAGGACCGAGAGAGGGAGCCGAGGAAGGAGAAGCCCAAGCAUGAGCACAAGUCAUCAAGCAGGAGGGAGGAGAGAGUAGACAAGAGCAGAGAUAGAGACAGAGGUCGAAGCUCAGACGCACACUGCAGCUGGUACAGUGGGCGCUCUGAGGGGCAUAGUCACAGAAGUAGAAGUCGUAGUCAAGAUAAAUCCCACAGGCAUAAAAGGGCCCGGCACUCCUGGGACCGGGAGUCCUCUAAUCCUAGUGACCACAGGCAUCACUGAAGCCACAGCCUGUGAAUUGGAAAUGAACUGUGUUUUUAAAAUACAGUGAAAUUCAGUUAUGCUUUUAUUAUUUCUAUAUGUAAAAUAUCUGAGGAUGAGUUCUUUUAAUCCCUUGAGUGUUAGAAUGAUAGAGAGAGCUGUAGUUUUUAACAGCUAAAUGUCCUGGAUUUUUGAGCAAAAUCCAUUGUCCCUGGAAGUAUACUUGGUACUUUUGGUACUUAACCAGAGUAUGUAUCCUAAAUUUGGGUUCAUAAAUAUGGCCCUUGAAUUUGUGACCCCAAUUUAUGAUGAAAUGGCCAGGAAGGGGAAAUACCAGGCAAUUCUAGAAUUCCAGUCUUUGUGAGAUAUUUAGAACCCUUGCAGUAACCUUUCCAGUUGGCAGGUAUAACCAUAGAGUAGAGAAGUGUGGCUUCACUACGCUCAGACAGCUUGCUGUGAAUGUGGUUCAGAUGUCGAGCCAUUUGUUCCAGGUUCUAACCAGCAUUAUCUAGAGAAGUUUGAUGUACUGAUGAAGAAUGUGCGAUAAUGUGACUAGAAGGCAUGUGAAGUAUUUUUAAUAUAGCAUCUACAAUAUCUUGAGCUACCAUAUGGAUUUCUGACAGAGAACAUCUGGUCCAUCCAUUCUUGAUGUGACAGAUCUUGUGGUUUUCCUGAGAAGAUGAUUUUGACGGUGCCACUGGUUGCCCUAUUGACCUGUCAGAUGCCUCUACACAGGGCUCUGCCUGAACCAUCUUACUUGUUUCAUAUAGAAAUGUUUCACAGCAUGUGCUACAGCAACUCUCACUAUCAGAAGAGAGGGUAGAGUCAUCAGGCAUUGGAGCUGACUUUAGGCUGCAGGUGGCAGCCUCAGCCUCAAUCCCAUUCCUGGACACUGAGAUAUGGCCCUAAGAGUUCCUGCAAGGGACCUAUAUAAGGAAGCUGGAUUCCCUGACUACGAAUGUCUUCUUGUAAAGGUUGGAGGCAAAUGGGAAGCCAGUAUUCUCUAAUUCCAGGCCAGAAGUGAACCAGAAG